UCAACAAACAGCUGCACGGGACCAGUACAUGAACAAGAAGUCACCAGUCACCCACAGCAUCCGUGAUCUGAAGACAAGACAGACAGGAGACAGAAAACUAUACUGAAGAUUUGACAGAAGCAUAUAGAAAGAGGUAAAAGAGAUUAAAGAUUAAAGUUUAAAGAGUCCAGCCCCUGAGCCAUGAGUACGUUUGGGUACUGCAGGGAGUUGAAGAAGUAUGAGGAGGUGGAUGAAGACGAGCUGCUGGCCACGCUGUCCUCCCAGGAGCUCCAGGAGCUGGAGAGGGAACUGGCCGACCUUGACCCCGACGACAACGUGCCCAUUGGUCUGAGGCAGAAAGAUCAGACCACCAAAACCCCAACGGGGACAUUUGACAGGGACGCUCUGCUGAAAUACUGCGAGGAUGAGAAUAAGAAGCUGCCGGAGGACGAGACUGAGGAGUCCAAAGAAAGACAGGAGGGAAGGCCAGAUACGAGCGGCGCGGAAAGAGUGUCAGCAACCAGCAGCAACACCGGAAAGACUCUGGACAACGACAGAAAGAAGGCCUCAAACAAGGACAAGAAAACACAAAGAGCUUCCGGCAAAAAUGAGACAACGUUAAAAGAGUUGGAGAAGAAAGAUGGGCACAAAAAGGAGGCUCCUUCAAAUAGGAGUAAAUGCUCUCAAAAGAACGGUCUGUCAAAAGGUUUGAAAGGUGAACUGAGGACUGAAACCACAGACCAAAACCCAGACACGACCUCAGAGAGACCGAGUGGGAACCCUAUUGUUAUCGACACAGUUCUGGAGCAGAUCCUGGGAGACGACCCCACCGUGAACGACGUCAACCUCAACAACAUCGAAGACGUCUCCCAGGAGACCUUGCUCCGUUUCGCUGAAGCCUUGAGCACAAACACUCACGUGCAUGUCUUCAGUCUUGCUAAUACCCGCGCUGACGACCGGGUUGCCUUUGCCAUCUCCAAGAUGCUCUGCGAGAACUGCUCCAUCAGGAACCUGAACAUCGAGUCCAACUUCGUGUCGGGUCGAGGCAUCCUCGCUCUGCUGGCAGCGCUGAAGCACAACAAGACGCUGGUGGAGCUUCGUUUCCACAACCAGAGGCACAUCUGUGGGGGUAAAGUGGAGAUGGAGAUGGUCCAGCUGCUGCGGGAAAACACUACUCUACUCAAGCUCGGCUACCAGUUUGACCUCCCAGGCCCGAGGAUGACAGCGACCAGCAUCCUGACGCGCAACCAGGACCAGCAGAGGCAGCGGAGGCUGCAAGAAAAACAACAACAGGGUCCUCCUGAGGUGUCGGGACAAGUUUCUAGUCCAUCUGCAGAAAAGAGAACAUCAAAAAAGCUGUCACUAUCGUCCAAGACUGCUGAAAAGAAGAAAAACAUAAACUCCCUACCUGCACCUCUGGAGCCGCCGUCACAGAAGAUCACUGAGAUGGCCAAACAACGCGAAGCCUCAAACACCACAAAGGGUCAGUGGAACCAGAAGAAACCCAAGACAAAGAAGCUCAAGAACGGUGCCAAUGAAAAGGAGAGCGCCGACAUCCUGAAAGACCUGAGGAAUGCGCUGAAACCGUCGGGGCACAAAAGACAAGCGGAGCCAUCUCACCUGCCGCCGCCACAGAGGUCGAGCCGGGAUGACUUGAUGGCUGCAAUACGUGGAAGCAGCAUCCAGGCCUUGAAACGGGUGGAUCUUCCUCAGACUGAAGGAACUCACUGAACUCAUUGCUGCAUCAUAAUCUGAACUCUUCUCCUCACUUUGUUGAAAUAUUGGAUUUGCGUUUCACACUGAAUCUCACUUCUUUCUUUCUCUUUUUUUAUAAGCCGUAUCUUGUUGAACGUGUCCACACCGUGAAGCAGCAGACUGCACCUCUUACAUGCGUCUGAUGUUACUGUAUUUUGUUUAAGUGUGACUCCUACUGUGAAUACUGAUGUGCAGAGGAAUAAAAGACUUUGUUGAAGACUGGA
Messenger RNA from Solea senegalensis (Senegalese sole), 1958 nucleotides. RefSeq names its product leiomodin 2 (cardiac) a (gene lmod2a). Gene Ontology annotation, biological process: pointed-end actin filament capping; muscle contraction; myofibril assembly. Gene Ontology annotation, cellular component: myofibril; striated muscle thin filament. The transcript has 3 exons. Gene Ontology annotation, molecular function: tropomyosin binding; actin binding. NCBI's taxonomy places the organism in Eukaryota, Metazoa, Chordata, Actinopteri, Pleuronectiformes, Soleidae. The record is from RefSeq and is a predicted model, not a curated record. The coding region runs from base 181 to 1710 and encodes 509 amino acids.